Symbiodinium sp. CCMP2592 is the source of this 1263-nucleotide messenger RNA. Lineage: Eukaryota; Dinophyceae; Suessiales; Symbiodiniaceae. The record is from the annotation of a GenBank genome assembly.
AUGGUGCUUGGGGAGCUCGGCUCGCGGAUCACCGCCUCCUUCCGGAAGUUGAACCAGGCGCCGAUUAUCGAUGAUGAUCUUCUCGACGAGGUCUUGAAGGAGAUCGCUGCAGCACUCUUGCAAGCGGAUGUCAACGUCCGCUAUGUCUCAGAGCUGAGGAGCAAUGUUAAGAAGCGCGUGCUGCUGGAAAGCGACGCCAGCGGCGUUAACAAGAGGAAGCUCAUCCAGAAGGCUGUGGUAGAAGAGCUUGUCCGCCUUGUGUCCACCGACAAGAAGCCAUACAAGCUUGAGAAAGGCAAAGUGAACAUCAUCAUGUUCGUGGGCUUGCAGGGCAGCGGGAAGACGACUACCUGCACCAAGUUCGCCCACCACUACAACCGCAAAGGCUGGAAGACAGCCCUGGUCUGCGCCGACACCUUCCGUGCCGGCGCCUUCGACCAGCUGAAGCAGAACGCCUCGAAGGUCAGAAUACCUUUCUAUGGUGACUACAACGAGACAGACCCGGUCAGAAUCGCCGAAGAAGGCGUGGAGCUUUUCAAGAAGGAGAAGUACGACCUCAUCAUAGUUGAUACCUCCGGUCGCCACAAGCAGGAGCAAGCAUUGUUCGAUGAGAUGAAGCAGGUGGCAGAGGUAGUCCAGCCCAACGACACCAUCUUCAUUAUGGACUCCCACAUCGGCCAGGCCUGCUACGACCAGGCCCGGGCCUUCCGAGAGGUCGUGGACAUCGGUAGCGUCAUCAUCACGAAGCUCGAUGGCCACGCCAAGGGUGGCGGAGCACUGUCCGCCGUCUCUGCCACGAAUUCGCCCAUCAUCUUCCUGGGAACCGGGGAGCACUUCGAUGAGUUCCAGCCCUUUGAUGCUCAGAGCUUCGUCUCGCGACUUCUCGGAAUGGGAGACUUGAAGGGCCUCUUCCAGACCAUCACCGAGGCCAUGCCCUUGGACAAGCAGCCGGAGCUCCUGAAUAAGAUCUCCAAGGGCAGGUUCUCGCUGCGGGACCUCUACGAGCAGUUCCAGAAUCUGCAGAAGAUGGGGCCCAUGAGCCAGAUCAUGCAGAUGAUCCCUGGCAUGUCCAACCUGAUGCCAGCAGGCGCAGAGAAAGAGGGCGUGAAGCGCAUCAAGCGCUUCAUGGUCAUCAUGGACAGCAUGCGCGCGGCCCAGAAACAGCCUCUUAUCUCGCUCGUCGUGUUCAACAGCAGCAGACGAUACAGCGAUACUUCCCGAACUCGCUGCGGCAAGUCGGCUAAUCUUUCAGAAGCUGGGUAG